Molecule: messenger RNA, 1028 nt
Organism: Mytilinidion resinicola
Lineage: Eukaryota; Fungi; Ascomycota; Dothideomycetes; Mytilinidiales; Mytilinidiaceae
Exons: 1
Coding region: 218-883 (221 amino acids)
Source: RefSeq, a predicted model, not a curated record
CCGCCUCCUACAACUUCCUUCUGAGCUCCGAGAAGAAAUCUGGUAUUUCAGCCUUCCCCGCAGUCUUCCCUGCGAUCUCUACGACGAUGAGCAGUUUAACGACGAUAAAUACUUCCACCCCACCUUCUACAAGGCGGCCCGCUCCUUCAGACUUCCACUAUAGGAAUCCAGCAAUCUAGCCCUCCUCCGUGUAAACCGCCAAAUCUACAACGAAGCCAUGCCCCUCUUCUGGAAAAGAAACAGCUUCACCCUCUUCGUCAAGGGCAGAGACAGCCGCCUCGCCAUUGGAUUUAUCCCGCCCCCUCUGCCUCGGACACAGCCCAAUGGCAAGCCAGUCCAGCAUCUACGCCUCUUCUCGAGUCUGGACACGGAGUACACCAAGCUGAUUAGGCACUGGUCGCUGUCAUUUGACACAGGCUACAGCGGCAACACGGAACAGACUGUCACUCAAGAGAAAGCCGUAUGGGACAAAGCGAAGCGUGUCAUGCCACUGCGGAUCACGGAGCAUCCACUAGCAUCGCAGUAUCUCCAGCAUCGAUUCAUCACUAAGAUCGCGACGUGCGAGACGGAUGCGCAAUCGAAGCUUUCGUACAAACAGUCUGCGUUUGCGCAUCUUUGCGGGCUUCUGGAUACUCUGAAGUUUGCGCCGACGUUCAGGUAUCUGGAUCUUGGGGUUGGGGAGAAUCCAGGGCCGGAUCUGACGAAGAAGAGUUUCCCGGCCGAGCGGUGUCAACAUGUGUAUAUGUAUAAGAGUGUCGAGUAUAAGGCUGGCGAGGAGCUUCUCAAGUUGCUACCGCAGUUACUGCAGGCUAGGACGCCACCGAUUCCUGGGAGUAGGGAAGACAGGGCUUGGGAUUGGUUGCAGCUGGAGGGGAGUACCUAGGUACAGAAACGGGGAGAACAGUUCUUAAAGAAAUUUGAGAAUUCUAAAAGGGGACUAGUACUGGUACCCCCCUUCUUAGUAGCUGUGCACCCCCCUUCUCGGUACAAACACACCCCCUAACCCUUGUCGUUUUACCGCCUUGCUA